This is a messenger RNA of Echinostoma caproni, 795 nucleotides long. The record is from the annotation of a GenBank genome assembly. Lineage: Eukaryota; Metazoa; Platyhelminthes; Trematoda; Plagiorchiida; Echinostomatidae.
AUGACAUCGGCAAAACGGACUUAUGCAGUGAUUCGUGCUGUAUACGACAAUCACCAUUCGACCGAUGAUUUUGAACGUGAAUUGGACUUUGUUCUCACUCGCAAAGUGGGCAUGGUUAUUAUCGAGCCGGAAACCCUGGGCGAGUUGACAUGGCGAUGGAUCCGUACCGGGAACUGGUUGCAUAAAACAGCCGUGAUAUGCGGUAUGUCCGCUUUAGCCACGGCUGGACUCGGCCUCACAUGGAAUUCCUUGGUCGUCAAGUCGUCUCAUUUGCUUCCCAUCAGUUUAGAUUCCCAUUGGUGGUUGUCCAGUGUCAAAACAGAGGCGGUGCUUUUCGAUUUCACUCCGCGUCUUCUCCGAAUGAGUUUGACUGUGCUGAGUGGAAUCAGUGCAACCGCUGCCGGAUUCUACGCCCUGUUCUGGCAGUGGGAUCCAUGUUGUAAAUAUCAAGUGGCCUCCUCACUGGCCGCACUCCCACGCGGUGUAACCUCGAUUGUUCACGCGAACGGUCACACGCCACGGGAAGCUACCGGUUCCUCAUCCUCACCCACAUGGCCCAAUCCACGUACCAGUCCGAACGGUGGAUCCAGUACAGCGAGUAACGGUGCGAUUCGCUCGCGGCCCGUGAUUGUUGAGAACUGGGCAGCCGGAUCUGGCGGUCCACCACUGCGCCCCGUGGUCCUCGUGCAUCGAGAUGACGGGCGACGCAAACUGUUGCACAACACUGUGGCCCUUAUGUCCACUCUGGUGACUGGUUAUGUGCUCUACCAGUGGUCUCGAUCGACCAUAUCAUGA